AUGGAUCAAAGUCUUACUCCAAUCUCAUCACGAUUACCACCAUCAUCAUCAUCUAACCAUAACCAUAAUCAUAAUCAUUCAAACUCAAAUCAUCGAUCGAUCUCAACUUCAUCUUUAUUCGAUUCUUCAUCUUCAUUUCAAAAAAUCAAUCAAAAUCAACUUCUUCAUCAUUCAAAAAAUCAACCCACAUCAAGCUUUCAUUCAACUUUCAUCUCUUCUUCUUCUUCUUCACUCUUACCUUCUCAAUAUCAAUCUAAUUCAACUUAUACUCAUGAUCCACGUAACCUUCGACCUUCAUCAGAUUUGAGACUUAGUUCUGGCUCAUCCGCUCCUUCCAAUCCCACUAACACAUCUUCGCAUUCGAAUCUAAACUCACUAUCCCACAUCAACUCACAACACUCAUCCUCACGAGCUCUUUGGCCAAACACAGACAUGUCGAUCUCAUUCUCCUCUCGUCCCGGUUCUCCUGCCUCAUUUGUAUCUUCUCUACACGAUCACGAUCAACAUCCGAGUACUUCAUCAAGUAAUCUAUCAAUACCUACGCUUAAACCUUCAACAAGUCAAGUUCUUCUCUUUCCAACCCGUGCUGGAGUCAAACAGAGAGUUUCAAUUCAUCAACCUAGAGGUUCGCUACCUACCACUUCCGCUCGAGCUAGAGCUCCGAUGGUACCAGUCUCCAUGAACUCUCGGCAUAACUUCCUUAGCUCAUCAGCUUCACAACUCCAACUAUCACGAUCUUCCAGUUCCUUUGAAUCAGGUGCUUCAAGUUCUUCUCAUCCAACCGUCGCUUCCACUCCGACCUAUGGCACUCAGCUUACCUCUUCAGAAGAUGCAGGUCACCUUUCUUCUUCUGCGCUAACUUCAACUUCCAGUCAAGAUCUACAAAUCUCUUCUAAUGGUGAUUUAGAGAGGCAGAGAGACGGAGAAUCGAUCAGUGAACACUCAUCAGUGCUUUCGUCAACUUUGGCUUCGCAUCAGACGAAUGAAGAUCAACCGACACCAUCCAAAACACAUCCCAAGUCACAUUUACCCGUUGUGGAUUCAUCCAGUUCCAAAUCUUCCCAACCUCCCACAAUCCCCAUCCUUCAACUCCCACUCGAUCAAAAUAAUUCGAAAUCCCUGCUUGAUUUUGAGUUUGAUACAAUGCUGCCUAGCACAGAUUUAACCGACUUUCUCGGAAAACCCAUCCCUAAAUCAUCCGUGCCAAGCUCUACAAUGGCAGUCUCUUCUUCUGAUUCGCAGGGUGAUUUCAGCACUUCUUCUGACCUCGACUCCUCGAAGCGUGACACUCUGAAGAGUUUUGCAGAUAUUAUCAAGCCUGAUGGUCUAGAAACCUCUAUCAAGACUUCAUUAGAUCUUUCUUCUCUCGAAUCUUACGCCCAUCGACCGGAUCACGAUUUCACGACGCCUCAGCACGCCAUAGACACCAAUUCAUUCAAAAUACAAUCUUCUACCCUUUCCGCACCCCUACUACUCGAUUUAGAUAUUUCAGGCCGGGGACCAUCUCUUGGCUCUGCGAAACUUAAUUCUGCAAGCUUGAGAGAUGCUGAAAUUGAUGCUUACGAUUUCAAACUUCAAACCGAUAAGCCACUUCAUGCAAGCUCUGGUACGAUGAUAUUUACCAGCGAAGCCUCAGAAGACAAUGAUUCUUAUUUCCCAACAAGCCUAUCUGAUCAUGAUGAAGCAGAUGACGACUUUGACAAUUACGACGUUGCGCAUAGUGCUCCUGGGAGCAGUAGCUGCGAUAGUCAUCCAAGACAGCCACCUCGCUCUGACAUGAAAACUAGUCCAUAUCUCCAAAGGUCAGCACCAUCUUGUAUGAAUGGUACUUCAUCCAGUGUUGCACCUGGAUGUAUUGGAGUCGGAGCUUCGGGAGUCCUGAAGAGAGGUAUGAGCAAACUCAAGAUCCCUCAAAGCAAGAUUGGCUAUCGGGAGGAGUUCAAACAUACGCUUUCAUCUUCCGACAUCUCUUCUGUAGCAGGGCACACAACUAAUCAACCUGACAAGAACGGGUUCAUCGGUCCUAGUCCAGUCUCUUCCAUGGUAUCUUUCAAUACCAUCAACUCUCGAACAUCUUCCAAGAACUCUGGCAACAGUCGUAUGGCUCGAUUGAUUUCACGUGUCACCGGUUCAAAUGCUCAUACUCAAAAUUCCAAACCCAACUCAUUUCCCGCGCCUACAACUCGUGACUCCGACCAAAAUCAUGCCGAUGUACCAACAAUCGAAAUCAAGACGCUGAAAAAGAAAAACAGUCUGUCGAAUAUACUGGAGAGCUUCGGGUCUAAGGAUAAAUCUAAGCCAAACAGUGCUUUUAACACUGUUAACUCCAAUGGACCAUCGAUCGAAUCUUCAACACAACGUCCCACUAUCGCUCGAAAAAGUACUGAUCUAUUACUCCGACCAUUUACCAAGUCUCGGACGCAUACCGAUCCUCAACCCAUCGCAGGUGAUCGUGAUCAUAAUCAAACACCUACCUUGCCUGAAAAACCAGCCACUCGACCGACUCUGAGAGCCAAACGAUCAUUCGACAUGCUCAAAUCCAAAUUGACCACCGGGCGAAAAAGCAUGGAUGAACUAUCGGUAUCUAUUGUUUCCACUCUACCUUGA
Molecule: messenger RNA, 2607 nt
Organism: Melampsora larici-populina 98AG31
Lineage: Eukaryota; Fungi; Basidiomycota; Pucciniomycetes; Pucciniales; Melampsoraceae
Exons: 2
Coding region: 1-2607 (868 amino acids)
Source: RefSeq, a predicted model, not a curated record